AUAAAAACAAAACAAAGGAACUUAAAUUAAGGAAAUUAACACUUUUGUUACUGCAGAUGAGCUGUAUAAAACGUGUUUGUCACAGUUCAUACUUGAAACUACAUUAACUGUACUUUCGGUCCGGCAUUAAGGGUCAUUUUAAAUUGUUAAUGAAGUCUCUUCGCCUGUAAAAUUGAUGUAAAAAGAAAUCUUAGGACAUUUCAGUGAGUGAGUUAAUAAAGUCUCUUCGCCUGUAAAAUUGAUGUAAAAAGGAAUCUUGGGACAUUUCAGAACCUUGUUAUCAGCUAUGGAUGUCCAGGUCAAGAUAGAAUGCAAUGCAAAGGACACUAAUCUUGAUUUCACCCCUUCACAAAAAUGUAUUGACGAUCCAUCGUAUAACUGCAGUGAUUGUUCAUGUGUGAUUUCGUCUCAUUCUACAUUGUUGGACCUAAGUAGCCAUUUAAAGAAUGUCCACUCUUGUAACCAUGUUAUUAUGGACUGUGAUGAAGGGGUCGUCAUUCCAAUUGCUGCUAUAAUGUGGGCUGACAUAGAAAAGCUCAUUCAACUGAAGUGCAAUGCGAGAUGUAAAAGCCAAAACGGUGAUAUAAAACCUUUCCUGACAACAGUCUGCGACGUUCAUAUUUCACAGUCUAAUGAAAAGUGUCAAAUGGAGGACCAAAGCAACUAUUUCUUUGAUGAAAAAACUUUAUCAAACGAGAAAGGGGUACAGAACCACAAUGGAACCGACCAGGAUCGCAGAAAACACAGCAAAGUUCAUGAACCGGAAAAGAAAUUCGAAUGCGACAUUUGUGGGUGUAUGUUUAAAGCCCAAAAUUAUUUGAAUGGCCAUCGGAAAAGAGCACAUUCUAAUAUGAUCGUGGGAAAGGACAACUCCAUGAUUAUGCAGAAAGGUGAAGUUAAAGGAAGUAAGUGUGCCAAAGAGGAACUACCCACUGACAAAAGUGCAGAUAUAGAUGAUAGGGAGCAGUAUGAUUCCGACACAGAUACUGAAUAUUUUACAAAGACGGGCAGCUCAGACAUUUUGGAUUUAUCUAAUCAUAAUGAUAUGAACGAGUCUAACACUAAGACCAGUUCUAAUGCAAUAGUUGACGUUAAUGACCCUACUCGAGUGCAAAAUAACCACAAAGAUUUGCAAACUGUGAAGACUGAUACAUUAACGGCAAUCAAAACUUUUGAUGGCUCUGACAGCGCCGAAGAAGAUCUUAAAAUGCCACGUCGUAGAGGGAAAGUAAAGAAGCUGGAUGUUUGCACCGUUUGUGGUAAAAUAGGAAACAACAUAUCUAUUUACAGACAUAUUUUAAGGAAACAUCCAGAGGAAGCAGAAAGGCGAAACUGGAAGGGGAAACCAAGCAAACAUGUGCCAGUAAGAGUACCGUGUGAGAAAUGUGGUCGAUACUUCGAACGCAGAGACUUAAGACGCCAUCUGAAAAAUUAUCACUCGGAAAAAUCUGAACAGAGACGGCAGGGUGCAUUGAAGGAUCGUGAUCUUCCCUGCACGCUAUGUGGAACUGUCUUGAAGAACAAAAGCACCUUAAGGAGUCAUAUGGCAACCGUCCAUGUAUCCGAGCAAAUUCCCUGUGACGUAUGCGGGAAGAAAUAUAAGAACAAAGACUACCUCAGGCAGCAUAUGUACAGUCACAAUACCAAGAAGGAGCAUGAAUGUCAAUACUGUGGUGAAAUGUUUGCAGUCCGCACAUCGUUGUAUCACCACAGAAUAAAGAACCAUACUAAAACUAACCCAACCAUCCCAUGUGAAGUAUGUGGACACAUGUUCCGUAGUCAAACCGAUCUACAAAGACACAAAGCAAAACACACUGACGAACGACCUUUUAUCUGCGAAAUUUGUGGUAAUUCUUACAAGGCCAAAGAGGACUUACGGAGACAUAUGCUGCUCCACGGGCCACCAAAACAUAACUGCCAGUAUUGUGGGAAGGGGUUUCACCAGUUGAGUAAUAUGCGAAUUCAUUAUAAAGUACACAGUAAAGAGAUUGCAGCUGCGACUUCCUGAUACUGUUAAAUUAAAUAUACAUACAUUGCAAGAUGUCACAAAGGUGUGACAUGGUUUACCACACAUGUUGUUUUAAGUGAUAAAAGAUAGUAAUACUUUGUGGACGAUAACUGAAUCUAGAUAGUGUUGCCAUAGUCAUGUAUGCGACAACUUAUAUAUACUGUAUGUAUAAGUAUAUUAUUUGUCUGCUAUCUCUUUUCGACAUUCUGUUUGUUCAAUUAUUCAAUUGUUAAGCCCACAGAGGGCAUUCACUUGGUAUGCUUAUUCGUUUUAUCAGGACAGAACAGAACAUAGUUUAUAACAUGUAAACUUUACAAUUUUUUGUUAUAUUUACAUAUAGAUAUAUCAACAUUACAGCUAUACUAUGCAGUAAGCUAGUUCUAUUAUUGACAUUUAAAGGAUGUAAAUAUUUUUAUUGCAAUUCAUCUUAAUGAGUAUAAAAAUAUUAUUUGAUUUCCGUAUACAUAAUGAUAUUGACACAAUCUUGUUCAAUAUGUAACAUACUAACAUGACAAAUAUAGUAUUACACAUCUAAACAUAAGGAUAAAACAUAUAUUAUAAAUGUUAAUGUAAAAAACUACUUAUUACGAUGAACCACCUCAUAAUCUGGUUUAUAUUUUCAUUAAACAGUGUAUCGAAUCUAAAGUGCUUUCGAUAUAUAUUUACCUAACACAAAUAAUUCAGAUUCGUUUUGUGUAUUAAACAGCUGAAGAUUUAUAAUAAUAUAUUACUCUUUUUUAAGUUUAAUCCAGUAUUUUAAAAUACAUACGUAUCUAUCUAUUUCCAU
Mya arenaria is the source of this 2795-nucleotide messenger RNA. RefSeq names its product zinc finger protein 59-like. The coding region runs from base 287 to 2008 and encodes 573 amino acids. Lineage: Eukaryota; Metazoa; Mollusca; Bivalvia; Myida; Myidae. The transcript is spliced from 12 exons. The record is from RefSeq and is a predicted model, not a curated record. Gene Ontology annotation, cellular component: nucleus.